CGAUCAACGCCUUAACCUUCACCAUGAAAUUCGCCGUCGUUCUUGCCUUCGCCGCCCUCUUCGCCGUGGCCGUGGCCGCUCCUGCUGCUCCAGAAGCUACGGUCCUUCGAUCGGAUUCCGAUGUCAGACCCGAUGGCUUCAGUUAUGCUUUGGAGACCAGCGAUGGCACUUCAAAGCAGGAGCAGGGAGAGCUGAAGAACGCUGGAACCGAGAAUGAGGCCAUCGCCGUCAAGGGAUCCUUCUCCUGGGUGGCUCCCGAUGGCCAGACCUACACCGUUAACUACAUCGCCGAUGAGAACGGUUUUCAGCCCUCCGCUGCCCAUCUGCCCGUUGCCCCUGAGGCCUAA
Molecule: messenger RNA, 347 nt
Organism: Drosophila kikkawai
Lineage: Eukaryota; Metazoa; Arthropoda; Insecta; Diptera; Drosophilidae
Product: larval cuticle protein 65Ag1-like
Cellular component (GO): chitin-based extracellular matrix
Molecular function (GO): structural constituent of chitin-based larval cuticle
Source: RefSeq, a predicted model, not a curated record